Molecule: messenger RNA, 1110 nt
Organism: Penicillium cinerascens
Lineage: Eukaryota; Fungi; Ascomycota; Eurotiomycetes; Eurotiales; Aspergillaceae
Exons: 7
Coding region: 1-1110 (369 amino acids)
Source: RefSeq, a predicted model, not a curated record
AUGCGCCUACCUUCCUUACGAACAAGCCGAGCAGAAAAUGCUAACACCGAGACGACCCAGCGGAAAGACCUAGGAUUGAAACUUAUUGAGAAGGGGCUCAACCCAGUCGUCGAUAUCGUUGCUGUUCAUGGUCUAAAUGGUCAUAGAGACACGACAUGGACAGCGGCAAAUGGCAAGAACUGGCUUUCCGAUUUUCUUCCCAAGGAUAUUCCAAAUUCCAGGAUUUGGAGCUGGGGUUACGAUGCAAACACUCAUAGCCGCUUUGGGGUGAGCCACAACACAAUCUGGGACCAUGGAGAAGCCCUUGUAGGCGCCCUGUCCAACGAAAGAGAAUUGAGCAAGACAAGCCGUCUCCCCAUCAUUUUUAUCGCCCACGAUCUGGGUGGUAUCGUGGUUAAAAGUGCAUUGAUCUACUCCAAUGGAACUACCAGUGAUCACCUACCAGAACACCACUGGAUCAAAGCAUGCACAUAUGGUAUUAUGUUUAUGGGCACGCCGCAUCAGGGUGUUAAUGGUGUGAAAGCUGGCCGUUUGGUCUUAAAUAUGGCCUCGCUGUUUAUGCCGACCAAUAAAAAGAUUAUCGAAACGCUUCAGCGAGGUUCGGAAUGGCUGGAAAUGCAAAAUGAGCAAUACUUACCAAUUUCGAAAUUGUUCGUGACCCAUUUUGCCUACGAAGAAUACGAGACGAAGAUCCCGGGAGGUGCAAAGACAAUGAUUGUUCCACGUUUCUCUGCCGUGAUACCGGGAAUGACUAAUGCCGAGCGAAUUGUUAUACAUGCAGACCAUCGUGAAAUGGUUCGGUUUGAGUCGAAAAGUGAUGAUGGGUAUAGGGCAGUGUCAACUCGCAUUUUUCGCAUGACGGAGAAGGCAAGCGAGCUUGAUCCACAAUGGGCAGAGUCAACAAUCCCGCAAAUGACACCUGACGGGCCAUUCACAGUCACUUUCGGCAUACCUGAGGCCCCCGAGUCAGAAUGUUUCGUUGGCCGAGACCAGGAAAUUUCACAGAUUGGAAACAACUUGAGACACGCCGAAAAUCGAAGAACCGUUGUACUUUACGGGCUGGGGGGAAUGGGGAAGACCCAGCUGGCUCGCAACUACGCCAACAUAUAA